CUCAGAAGGCUUUGCGUGCUAGCAGAAACGCGCUGAAUACUCCGACGACAGUCGGUUUCUGUCGGGUUCCCACAGCAGAGAAGGACAUUAAGCGUUAAAAGAUUUAAAUUUGGAAGGAAUUUUAAUAUUUAGUUCACGAUUUAACGAAACAUUGCACUAUUUUUGCGUUAGCUAGCUAUGCUAUGCUAACCGCUAUCUGCGCUGGGGUUCUGGUCGAGGUGAUGGCGGGGAAGGUUCUCUGUGAGCCCACUGAGCUCUACAACACCCUCAGUCAGCACCACCGCCACUCCAGGCUCACAGAGCCCAACUAUCUUUGCUUGAUUGAUGCCCGCGCUGAGGGACCGUAUUACUGCAGUCACAUUGUUACUGCUAGAAAUGCUAAGUGGGAUUCAAAAGGAAAAUUUAUCAUCCCCCCUGAUGUGGAAAUUGAGAGCAUGAGAUACAUCAUUGUGUAUGACAGCAAUACCAGUUCCUUUCUAGAUUCAGGUCCAGCCAUAGACUGUGCUGAAAGCCUGGAAAAAGUGAGUCGCUACCCAGUUCAGAUUCUUAUUGGAGGCUAUGAGAGGUUUUCUGCAGUCUACCCUUUCUUCAGAACACAGAAAAUUAUUUACACAAUCAGGGAACUGGAAAGCCUGAGGCCUUAUCCAGUGGAAAUCUUGCCUGGCCAGCUCUACAUGGGUGAUUUCAAGCAGGCGACAAAUCCACAGAUACUCAGAGACCUGAGACUGACAGCACUGAUUAAUGUCUCUGAGGAGAGCAGUCUAGUGUCUGAGAAGGGAAGCUACUCAGUCCUGCAUGUCCGAGUGGCGGAUUCUGUGGAUGCUGAUUUGUCUGGUUCCUUUGAGAGAGUCUGUGUUUUCUUGGCCUCUUGCCUUAACGCUGGAUCUGCUGCGUUCAUAUUUUCAACACACGGCAUCAGCCGCUGCAGUGCGAUGGCCAUGGCCUUCCUUAUGCACCACCUACAAUACACACUGAAGGAGGCGUGGGAUCAUGUCCAAAAAUGUAAAGCCAACAUGAGGCCCAAUCGAGGAUUUGUGCAGCAGCUGUCCAGCUGGGAGCUGUCUGUACAGGGGAGGACGGUGACAGACAUUUCAGAGCCCAACUACUGAGUCUUCAGCUGUUCUAAGACAACUGACUCGAUCCUGUAUUCAGAGAUCCUGAAUGAAUUUACUGGAAAAAAAAUCAGGGCUCCAUGUAA
Molecule: messenger RNA, 1198 nt
Organism: Colossoma macropomum (tambaqui)
Lineage: Eukaryota; Metazoa; Chordata; Actinopteri; Characiformes; Serrasalmidae
Gene: styxl1
Product: serine/threonine/tyrosine interacting-like 1
Biological process (GO): negative regulation of cytoplasmic stress granule assembly; protein dephosphorylation; positive regulation of intrinsic apoptotic signaling pathway
Cellular component (GO): mitochondrion
Molecular function (GO): protein tyrosine/serine/threonine phosphatase activity; pseudophosphatase activity; protein phosphatase binding
Source: RefSeq, a predicted model, not a curated record